This is a messenger RNA of Thlaspi arvense, 877 nucleotides long. NCBI's taxonomy places the organism in Eukaryota, Viridiplantae, Streptophyta, Magnoliopsida, Brassicales, Brassicaceae. The record is from the annotation of a GenBank genome assembly.
UCAUAAUCUUAUCUUAGAAAACCCAAUAAUAAUUGACCCAAUACGGAGCUCUCGUACUAACGUAAAUAUCCUAUAUCAUGGCCGCCUCAUCUGAGCUUUAAUAGUCGAGAGAACUUAGAAUUGUUUGAUCAUGCAGACAAGAGUCAGCAGUCAGAAUUUGGCUGGACAACACUCAGAUGUCCUGGAGAACUUGAGUCCGAUAGUCAGGAAGCGUGUCGAGAACCAACAUGAUGAAAUGGAAGCUAAAUUCUUCGAGGAGAGGGCAGCUCUAGAAGCUAAAUACCAAAAGCUGCAUCAGCCUUUGUAUACCAAGAUUGUGAACGGUGUGGUAGAAGUUGAAGAGAAAAGAGUACCGGAUUUCUGGCUUAUUGCAUUAAUGAACAAUGAAAUUACCGCUGAGGAGAUAACUGAGGGAGAUGAAGGUGCUCUUAAGUUCCUUAAAGAUAUCAAGUGGAAUAGGGUUGAAAAACCAAAAGUGUUCAAGCUUGAGUUCUUUUUUGAUCAGAACCCUUACUUCAAGAACACUGUCUUGACCAAGACAUAUCACAUGAUUGAUGAGGAUGAACCUAUCCUCGAGAAGGCCAUUGGGACAGAGAUUGAGUGGUAUCCUGGAAAAUGCUUGACUCAGAAGAUCCUUAAAAAGAAGCCAAAGAAGGGAUCCAAAAACACAAAGCCAAUCACUAAGACUGAGGAGUGUGAGAGCUUCUUCAACUUUUUCAGUCCACCUCAUGUUCCUGACGAUGAAGAGGAUCUUGAUGAUGACAUGAUACGGCCUUUCCCAAAAGCAGGAUUUGUGCUUAUCGUUGAUCUGAUAAUCUAUUCUUGCAUUGCACAGGCUGAUGAACUCCAAGGCCAUAUGGAGCACGACUAUGAUAUU